This is a messenger RNA of Colletotrichum karsti, 2211 nucleotides long. RefSeq lists its product as uncharacterized. Gene Ontology annotation, molecular function: tripeptidyl-peptidase activity; serine-type endopeptidase activity. Lineage: Eukaryota; Fungi; Ascomycota; Sordariomycetes; Glomerellales; Glomerellaceae. Gene Ontology annotation, cellular component: membrane; cytosol; cell wall. The transcript has 11 exons. Bases 1 to 2211 code for a protein of 736 amino acids. Gene Ontology annotation, biological process: proteolysis. The record is from RefSeq and is a predicted model, not a curated record.
AUGCGCUUCUUACAGAAGACUCUCAUUAUCCUACUGGCGGAGCUUGUCGCCACCCAGCAACAUGGAAAUGAGCCCGAUCCGAUCGCCUUUCGACUGGCCCGAAGUUACAUCAUUGAGUUAGCUGCAGGAAAGUUGCCCAAGCUCAGCUCUAUGACAUCUGAAAGCGAGAUCAAGAUUAUCAAAAACUUUGACAGCGAAAUCUUUACGGGUGCGAGUAUUGAGACAGCCGAACUGAGUCUUGAGGCCAUUAGAGACUUGCCAGAUGUUCUUAAUGUUUGGCCUAAUAGUCCCAUGUAUUUGGAGCCAUCCGUGGAACAGGAUGAGGUCUUUCAAGCCGAGCCAUCGGUUGUGCAUACUGUGACAGGAGUGGCCAAGUUACAUGACCAGGGUUUCUACGGGAAAGGCGUGAAGAUUGGCGUCGUUGAUACUGGAAUCUGGUACAAACAUGAGGCGCUAGGCAACGGCUUUGGAGAGGGAUUCAAAGUUGCCGGCGGCUUCGACUUUGUUGGCAAUCAAUAUUGGCCAUUGAUCGGCCACGAGAAAGAGCCUGACGAAGAUCCCCUGGACCAGCUUGGACACGGAACUCAUGUUGCUGGUAUCAUUUCAGGCAAAACCGAAAGUUUCACAGGAGUAGCUCCUGACGCGACACUCUACGCUUACAAAGUCAUGUCUCAGCACGGCGCAACCGACUCGGCUACCCUCAUUGAGUCAUUCUUGGCCGCCUACAACGACGGAGUUGACAUCAUCACUUCCAGCAUUGGAGGCGCUGGUGGAUGGUCUGAAGAGUCUUGGGCUGUAGUGGCCAGUCGGAUCGUUGAACAAGGCGUCGUCGUGACCAUAUCAGCGGCCAACUCAGGAUCGCAGGGCCCGUUCUAUGGUAGCAGCGGCUCAUCUGGAAAGAAUGUUCUCGCAGUUGCAUCCGCUGACACUCCAACUGUCAACACGACUCGCGCAUCUUCAUUCAACUCCUGGGGACUUCUCAACGACCUUAGUGUGAAGCCAGACAUCACCGCCCCGGGCGGUUCAAUCUACAGCACCUAUCUCGAUAACGGCUGGACCACAAUGAGCGGAACCUCCAUGUCUUGCCCAUAUGUCGCAGGGGUUGCGGCUCUCUAUAUCAGCGCAUUCGGCGGGCGAGAUGUGCAUGGGAAGGACUUCGCUCUUCAUCUCGGGAAACAAAUCAUUGCUAACGCCAAGCCGCUCGCUUAUCAUGACGCAAAAUAUUCUGAACUAUCUGGUCCUGUUCCUCAGGUUGGCAAUGAGCUGAUUGAUGCAUACAAGUUGCUUCAUUCGAAUACGACUUUGGGCUUUGAACCAAUUGCUCUCAACGAUACAGCCCAUUUCAACAAACGCCACGACGUAACCGUAACAAACACUGGAUCUGAAGACAUCACAUAUCAUCUUUCCUCUCAAGACGCCUAUGGCGUUGAGACGUUGCAGCUCGACACUAUCAACGGAGACAAGAAGGUCAGGCUGCUUUCUGAGCUGGUGCCACAGAAGUUAGCAGUUGACGUAAGCUUGCCCGACGACUUCACUCUGAAACCAGGCGAAACCAAGACAUUAUCAAUCGAGUUCACCAAUCCCGAAUCGCUUGGAUGGAAUGCAGAUGUCUUGCCUCUUUACAGUGGCAAGAUCAUCGUAUCUGGCGACAACGGAGAUGAGCUUUCGGUCCCUUAUGCAGGUGUCGCGGCCAAUUUGCAGGCCCAGCUUCAACCCCUCUUCAGGAACGGUUAUCCCUAUGUGGUCUCCGGUGAACCCGCUCAGAGGGGUAAAACUUCAUUCACUUUCAAUCUAACACUCGGAGUUCAGGACUUCCCCAAGAUCAAUCACAACAUUAUUUGGGGCACGAAGCAACUUCGAUGGGAUAUAUUUGAAUCCGACUGGAUAGAGAGCCAGUGGGUGUAUCCGCCCGUGGUCGGCGAGAAUGGAUACGUCGGAUCUGGUGCAUACUGGACAGGGUCUGGACAAGCACCAUUCUUUGACCCGGAUCGAUGGGAUGCCGAUGAUACGUUAUCUUACCCCAAGGUAUACCAACCUAGAAGCAACUUCAACUUCGAGAACUGGUGGUUUGGAAAGCUCGUCAACGGCAGCCAGAUUGCCCUUGGAAACUACACUCUGCGGUAUGCCGCCCUGAAGCCAUUUGGAGAUCCGGGCCAGUCAGACGACUGGGCCACCUUCACCACACCGCUUGAGGUUCUUGGGCAGUAUUGA